UUUGCGCUUGUAAUUUUGCUUAUCCAUCCCGGCACAAGUUUCAUUAGAUUCCUCUCUGGUGUCGGCUCACCACCGAGCAACUUUACCACAAUGUAUAAAUCCACGGGGAAGCUCCUGCUUUCUCUCGGAGCUCUCGCAGCUCUAUUCGCCAUCACAGCUUCUGCUGAACAACCCGGACGCGUGGUUUGUUACUUCAGCAACUGGGCCGUCUAUCGUCCGGGCAUCGGCAAGUACGGGAUCGACGACGUGCCGGCCGACCUGUGCACCCACCUCAUCUACUCGUUCAUCGGCGUGAGCAACGUCACCUGGGAGAUCCUCGUGAUCGAUCCGGAGGUCGAUCUCGAGCAGAACGGCUUCAGGAACUUCACCCAGCUCAAGGCCAAGUAUCCGCACCUCAAGACCGAGGUGGCGGUCGGCGGCUGGGCCGAGGGCGGUCGCAAGUACAGCGCUCUGGUGCACAGCAAGGAGCGCCGUCAGACCUUCAUACGCAGCGUCGUUCAAUUCAUGAAGAAGUACGACUUUGACGGCUUCGAUCUCGAUUGGGAGUAUCCGGGCGCGGCCGAUCGCGGCGGUUCCUUCUCCGACAAGGACGUCUUCUUCUACUUCGUCGAGGAGCUGAGGCGAGCUUUCGAUCGCGAGGGCAGAGGAUGGGAAAUCACCAUGGCCGUGCCCCUGGCCAAAUUCAGGCUCCAGGAGGGCUAUCACGUACCCGAGCUCUGCGAGAACGUCGACGCGAUUCACGUGAUGUCUUACGACUUGAGAGGUAACUGGGGCGGCUUCGCAGACGUGCACAGUCCACUCUACAAGAGACCCCACGACCAAUGGGCCUACGAAAAACUCAACGUUAACGAUGGUUUGCAACUGUGGGAAGACAUGGGCUGCCCGGCCAACAAGCUCGUCGUCGGUGUGCCGUUCUACGGGCGCUCGUUCACGCUCAGUAACAGCAAUACCAACUACAAUCCCGGCACUUACAUCAACAAGGAAGCAGGUGGCGGCGCGCCUGGAAAAUACACCGGUGCCAAGGGUUUCCUUGCCUACUACGAGAUCUGUACCGAGGUGGACGAUCCUAAUGGUGGCUGGACGAAAAAGUGGGACGAGUACGGUAGAGUUCCUUACGCGUACAAAGGUACUCAAUGGGUCGGUUACGAAGACCCGGAGAGUUUGAAAAUCAAAAUGGACUGGAUCAAGUCGAAAGGCUACUUGGGCGCAAUGACCUGGGCCAUCGACAUGGACGACUUCCACGGACUCUGCGGUCGCAAAAACGAUCUGUCACUCAUCUUGGCCGAGGGCAUGAGCAAUUACAUAGUUCCUACCCCAAGUUACAACACCACUCCUAGGCCCGAAUGGUCUCGACCGAAAAGCACAACACCAAAUCCAAAUGAAGCUGGCCUCGGCACAACUGCGACGAGAGACACCGAGAGCACGACCCGACCAACCAGGCCAAGCUGGAGCAGCUCGACGAGCAGACCCUCGACGAUAACGACGACGAGGAGGCCAUCUCGGCCCACCAGCACCACCACCCAAGGCUCUACCGAAUCCGAAUUCGAUGAGCUCGAGAGCGAGAACGAGAUCAAAUGCUCCGAUAAGGACUUUGUCUCUGCCAAACGAUGCGAUUCCUACUACAGAUGCGUCUAUGGAAAACCAUUGCUGUUCCAGUGCCGCGACGGUCUCCACUACAAUCCCGAGACGAACAUUUGCGAUUGGCCGGAGAGUAUCAACCGCACAGAUUGCGAGUAAAGUCGGCGAGACGAUGAGUCGUGAUAACAUCGUGAAAACGACGAAGAGGACGAAAAAAAAAACACCAACCACCACCGUAUCAUUGUAACAACGAUUAAUGUUUUUUCCCUCUCUCGAAACAAUAAUGAUAACGAAAAGCUUAGGUGUAUGGAUAUUAAUUAUAUCGACGAUAUUCUUGAUGUAAUUACGGUUGUAAGUGUCGGUAAGGAUAGCAAAAAACCCAACUGCAUCUCGCCUGAAAGAAAAUACGCAGUCGAUAGCUCCAAGUAAUGCUGCAUAUUUUCUUCAGCGAGCUUAGCUUGUAAUAGCCUGCCGAUAUUUCAUUACAACUCGCUCGUGAUAUAUACGCAUAUAAAAAAUAAUUAUAAUCCAUGCUAAUAUAGACGUAUCGAUUAACUUCUAAAACUUAAUUUAUUUUUCACAGCAUUGUAAGAUUAAAUGUAGGUCCGUAGCUGUAAUGAGAUUCGAUUCAAUGUGUAAAAUGAAUGCGAUAUUUGUAAUA
Trichogramma pretiosum is the source of this 2239-nucleotide messenger RNA. RefSeq names its product endochitinase. Gene Ontology annotation, cellular component: extracellular region. The transcript has 10 exons. Gene Ontology annotation, biological process: carbohydrate metabolic process; chitin catabolic process. Gene Ontology annotation, molecular function: chitin binding; chitinase activity. Bases 91 to 1737 code for a protein of 548 amino acids. NCBI's taxonomy places the organism in Eukaryota, Metazoa, Arthropoda, Insecta, Hymenoptera, Trichogrammatidae. The record is from RefSeq and is a predicted model, not a curated record.